Molecule: messenger RNA, 1711 nt
Organism: Mytilus trossulus (common blue mussel)
Lineage: Eukaryota; Metazoa; Mollusca; Bivalvia; Mytilida; Mytilidae
Product: transcription initiation factor TFIID subunit 7-like
Exons: 9
Coding region: 81-1091 (336 amino acids)
Biological process (GO): RNA polymerase II preinitiation complex assembly; transcription initiation at RNA polymerase II promoter
Cellular component (GO): transcription factor TFIID complex
Molecular function (GO): RNA polymerase II general transcription initiation factor activity
Source: RefSeq, a predicted model, not a curated record
UUUGUAUUUUACUUGUACCGUUUGACUUCCGUCUCUUUUGUCAGGUGAAAAAAAAAACAAAAACAAUCAACACUGCUAAAAUGAGCUCAAAGGCAAAGAAAAAAGAAGGAGCUGGUGAACCACUGCACGACUUAGAACAACAGUUUAUUUUACGUCUUCCACCGGGAUCUGCUAUGGCAUUACGGAGAGAGGUCCAAUCAGGGUCCAUGACACUUAAAGAUAGAAUAAGUAUAGAACUAAACCAGGACCAUAGACAUGGAGCUGUUAGAUAUGGAACAGAUAUAUUUCAUGCAAAGCUGAUGGACUUGCCUUGUGUAAUAGAAUCUUAUAAAACCAUUGAUAACAAAACAGCUUAUAAAACAGCAGAUUUAUGCCAGAUGUUGUUAUGUACAAAUGAUGAAGAACCCAUGUCAGAUGAAAAUGACAGUCUUAAGAAAAAAGAUAAAGAUAAAAAGUAUCAGUAUAUUCAUGGCAUUACUCCACCUUUAAAAAAUGUGAAGAAAAGAAGAUUCAGGAAAACAUUAAAGAAAAAGUACAUGGAACAACCAGACAUUGAGAAAGAAGUAAAGCGACUGUUCAGACAGGAUGCUGAGGCUAUAGAUGUUAAGUGGGAGUUAAUUACUGAGGAAGAGAAAGUUUCGUCAAGUCAGACUAAAGGAGGAAGUGAUAAACCACUGAUACAUAGAUCUGAUACAACCACUAGUCUAGAUUAUGCCAUAUUUGGAGAAUUAAGCAGUUCAGAUGAAGACGAUGAAAAAGAUGUAAACAUCAUGGAUAGUGGAGAAGAUGAAAUGUCCCGGAGCAGUUCCUUCAUCCCUCGACAGACAUCGUAUGCCAGUCUGGACAUGGCGAAUUCUGAGAGUCAGGACGCCAUGAAUGACACAGAAUCAGCAGAAUUGGCGGGUAAAUUAACAGAGUUAAAGAGACAAGUGGAGGAGAUCAGGAGAAGGAGACAAUCUCAGGAAGAUAGAGUGGCAACGUUAGAAAAUCCAAUGUUAAAGCAAACUAUGCAGGAAAUGUUAAAUAAAACCAUUAAAGAAGAGGAUGAGAAAGGCAAAGAGUUUGAAAUAUUAUCAUCAAUGUUGGGCUGAGAAGAUUGACCAGAAAGAUGUUAGUUGAAAGAACAAGGAUUAAAAUAAGAGCCAAAAAUGUAACUGUUUCUAGAAAAAGUUUUUGACAUUGUUGUUGUAAACAUACAUGUACUUAUCUACUAUUCGAAGCAGAGGUCCUAUUUCACAAUGAGAAGAAAGUUAAAAUGGAUUGCCAUGAUAGAGUCUAUCAGUUUUGUUGCAAUGUUCGGAUUGGUUUGGCUCCAAAUUUUUUGUGAUGCCUGUAAGCAAAGCUCUAUUGACAAAUCUGGAUCCUAUUUGCUGGUUAUGUGUCAUCACUCCAGAUUUGAAGAUGUUGUAGAAUUCUUAAUUUAGGAGAUACCAUGCAAUUAAUGAUGUAUUUAAUGUCUUAUACACAACAGCCCUUUUAUCAUGUUUAUAUUUUGUUUUUACAGCUCGCCUGUGCCUAUUCUCUUUUUUUUGUAAAGAUAUUGAUACAUAUGAUUAACUACCUUUUCAAUUGAUUUUACCUACAAGUGUUUAUCAAAAGAAAUUGCAUACCCACUCUAUACCAUUGGAAAGCAGAGUGGACAAUCUAGAAAUUUUGCUCAACCAUUGCCUACUCCCACUGUGGGCUGGUGGACAAAUCAAAAUCCAUCUGA